AUGGGGAAGGGGGUGCCCCAGGCCGGCCAGCAGACUCGAAACGACAACCAGACUCCGGCGGGGUCGGAUGGGUUUCAGCACAGGGCACGCCUGACGCACAGACGCGCCCCACAGGCGCCCAGGGGGCUCCCGCCCCCAGGACCCCACCACCCCAACCCCAACCGCCACCGACCCGCCACCGCCAACCACCCAGCCGAGCGCGGCACAGAGGGGGGCGCGACGCCGCAAAAGCCCUCCCCACCACACGGCGCCGCCCCCGCACGGGUGGCCGGAGCCACCGUGACGAGACCGACACCGGCGGGUGGGAGGAGGCGCGCGGCCCCCCCCCGCCAGUCGGACGGGGCGAGAGGGGAGGCGGGCGAGGUGAAGGGAGGAGGAGGAGGGGAUAGGCCAGGGCAAGGGAGCGGAGCCAGGGGGAGAAGCGGCGGGGCGGGCCGGCCGAGGCCGGCCACCCCCAGCCCCGACUCCCCACGGGCCCACCACCCCGACCCCGAGGUGGAUGGGCACAGGCCCCCGGGGGUCUUUAAACCUCCGCGCCGGAACGCGCUAGGUACCUGGAGCAAGAGAGCCAGAGGAGAGGCGAGGACAGGACACACGCGGCCGGGGCCGGAGGUAGCGGGCAAGCGGGGCCGCCGUGGGCCCGCGGCACGGCGAGGCGAGGCGAGGGUCGGGACGCACGGGGCUGAGGUCGCCGCACGCCCCCCCCCGCGGGGCUCGGCCGCCACGCCCCCGGACCUCCAGAGGGCGGGGACCAGGGGUUCGAGACGGGCACGCCAGAGCCAACGGAGGCACGCACGGCACACCGCCGCCACCGCCGCCAACACCUCAGCAAGCCAGGCCCGCGAACCACAGCCCCACAGGCACGGCAACAACCGCCGCCCGCUCCCUUCGACGCGCGACACGCGCCGCCCCGCCCUUCCGCUCCCCGGCAGGCGCAGGCAACGAGACAACACGGCGGGACGGGGAGAGAGAGAAGCUGCUGCACCCCCGGCCGAGGACGGGGAGGGGAAAAGGGGGAGCGAGGGACGCACGACGGCAGCGGCGACGACCACCAGCCAGCCACCCGCGCUAGCCGGUGGUGGUGCCCCAGACCCCGACCCCGGGGAGGCACGGCGAGGGAACCUCCCCCCAACGCGGCAACCCCCCCUGAGGAGGGGACCGUGGGGAGGAGGGGCCAGGCCCCCCGACACCACCCCGAGGCAGGGACGGGGGCAGCCGCCGACACCGCCGCCGCCACGCGGCUCACUGCCCCGAUGUCCCCGGCAAGAUCCCCGGACCCGCCGGCACCGAGAGACACAGCUCCUCCUGCCAUCCCCCCGGGCGCACGGGUGGACCGCACGCCGACACCGCACACACAGCCAGCCACAGACAGACCGUGCACGGGCGGGCGGUCCUCGUUAA
This is a messenger RNA of Ochotona curzoniae (black-lipped pika), 1401 nucleotides long. Its product is annotated as collagen alpha-1(I) chain-like. Lineage: Eukaryota; Metazoa; Chordata; Mammalia; Lagomorpha; Ochotonidae. The transcript has a single exon. The record is from RefSeq and is a predicted model, not a curated record. Bases 1 to 1401 code for a protein of 466 amino acids.